Messenger RNA from Lycium barbarum (goji berry), 633 nucleotides. RefSeq lists its product as uncharacterized. Bases 1 to 633 code for a protein of 210 amino acids. The transcript has a single exon. The record is from RefSeq and is a predicted model, not a curated record. Lineage: Eukaryota; Viridiplantae; Streptophyta; Magnoliopsida; Solanales; Solanaceae.
AUGGUUGUUCCAAAACAGGCAAGCUGGAUAACGAGGAAGAUUCUAGAAGCUAGGCAGUUCUGGAUGCAGUCGCAAUAUACGACUACCAAUAAUGCAGGACUCAUCAUACAAAUUUAUUUGAAGAUGCUUGGUGAUGGGGAUAGGGUGCCAUGGAAACGUAUGAUGUUUGGAAAUGUUGCACGAAAUAAAGCUAUAUUCAUAAUGUGGUUGCAACUACAAAAGAGACUCCUCACUAAAGACAGGCUGCUGAACUGGGGAAUCGAUGUGAAUGCGGAUUGUGUCAUGUGUCAAAAGGCACUAGAAUCCAUGGACCAUUUGUUUGUGCAUUGUGAGUUCACGCAACACUUAUGGACUAAAAUUUUAAACUGGAUGCAGAGGCAUAGUUUCAACAGCAAUAACUGGGAAGAUCAUCUCAUGUGGAUGAUUCAAAGGGCAAAAGGGAAGGCUCAAAGGGCCCAAAUUUUCAAAAUGGUUUAUGCAGAAACAGUCUAUGCUAUAUGGCAUGAAAGGAACCAGAGGAUAUUUGAGCAGAAGGCAAAGGAAGCUGAUGUUUUUGCAAGGAAUGUGGCCUACGUGUGUAAUAUUAGAGCUCCUGGUGGAUCCAAAUAUCUAGUUCAAUCAUGGAUGAUUUAA